Molecule: messenger RNA, 655 nt
Organism: Ceratitis capitata (Mediterranean fruit fly)
Lineage: Eukaryota; Metazoa; Arthropoda; Insecta; Diptera; Tephritidae
Exons: 3
Coding region: 113-577 (154 amino acids)
Source: RefSeq, a predicted model, not a curated record
UUUAUUUUUUUGUUUUCACAAUUAUUGUUUUUCAAAAAGAUAUAAAUAAUGUCAAAAUUCCUAAAAAUAAUGGCUAUUUUUUUAGUUUUUACUAUUUUUUAAUUCAAAAAUAAUGCUACAAAUUAUAUAUCUAUUGCUCGCCACUGCCGGCACCAGUCACUUCUGCUUCGCUGCACAUGAGGAGCUCGCGAAUUUCUGGUAUACCUGCGAUUUCCACAUGGAACCCGAUAUUGAAGCGAUGAGCAAGGAGUGCAGACGAAUCUAUAGCAAUAAAGUGAGUGCAAAAGACGUCUAUGCGCUGUACAAAACCGAAGCGGAAAGUUUUUAUAAAUUUCGAAAUAAAUUGGUGGCGUGCGAAAGCAAGGGCAAAGUAUGUGCUUUGAGUGAGAGACCUAAUGGACUUGAAAUGCCGUUGCUACUUGGUUAUAACAUCGACAACCGUGUGCGUUUAUAUAAAAAUUCCGAAAUGAAUCAAUGCUAUCUGACCACGACGAAUAAUGUGGAUUUCAUUAAAUGUAUUAUCGCAGUGCGUAAAAAAUUAUUAAGUGAUUUAAAUAAAAAUUGCUCAAGUACGUAAUUGAUAUACUUGAAGGUUUCUUAAUUUUAUUUAAAAAUAAUGAGAAGAAAAUGCAAUUAAGAACGACAAGCAAAAAAA